Messenger RNA from Galeopterus variegatus (Sunda flying lemur), 1956 nucleotides. Its product is annotated as short transient receptor potential channel 4-associated protein-like. Gene Ontology annotation, biological process: ubiquitin-dependent protein catabolic process. The record is from RefSeq and is a predicted model, not a curated record. Gene Ontology annotation, cellular component: Cul4A-RING E3 ubiquitin ligase complex. Gene Ontology annotation, molecular function: phosphatase binding. Lineage: Eukaryota; Metazoa; Chordata; Mammalia; Dermoptera; Cynocephalidae. The coding region runs from base 1 to 1203 and encodes 400 amino acids. The transcript has 11 exons.
AUGCUUUUCCCUUUCUUCCCCGUCCAGGUUCACAGAAUGAUUGCUGAGUUCAAGUUGAUUCCCGGACUCAAUAAUUUGUUCGACAAGCUGAUUUGGAGGAAACAUUCAGCAUCUGCCCUUGUCCUACACGGUCACAAUCAGAACUGUGACUGUAGCCCGGACAUCACCUUGAAGAUACAGUUUUUGAGGCUUCUCCAGAGUUUCAGCGACCACCACGAGAACAAGUACCUGCUACUCAACAACCAGGAGCUGAACGAACUCAGUGCCAUCUCCCUCAAGGCCAACAUCCCCGAGGUGGAAGCUGUCCUCAACACUGACAGGAGUUUGGUGUGUGAUGGGAAGAGGGGCUUAUUAACUCGUCUACUGCAGGUCAUGAAGAAGGAACCAGCUGAGUCAUCUUUCAGGUUUUGGCAAGCCCGGGCUGUGGAGAGUUUCCUCCGAGGGACCACCUCCUAUGCAGACCAGAUGUUCCUGCUGAAGCGAGGCCUUCUGGAGCACAUCCUGUACUGCAUUGUGGACAGCGAGUGCAAGUCAAGGGAUGUGCUCCAGAGUUACUUUGACCUCCUGGGGGAGCUGAUGAAGUUCAAUGUUGAUGCCUUCAAGAGAUUCAAUAAGUACAUCAACACUGAUGCAAAGUUCCAGGUGUUCCUGAAGCAGAUCAACAGCUCCCUGGUGGACUCCAACAUGCUGGUGCGCUGCGUCACUCUUUCGCUGGACCGAUUUGAAAACCAGGUGGACAUGAAAGUUGCUGAGGUCCUGUCCGAGUGUCGCCUGCUUGCCUACAUAUCCCAGGUGCCCACGCAGAUGUCCUUUCUCUUCCGCCUCAUCAACAUCAUCCACGUACAGACGCUGACCCAGGAGAAUGUCAGCUGCCUCAACACUAGUCUGGUGAUCCUGAUGCUGGCCCGACGGAAAGAGCGGCUGCCCUUGUACCUGCGGCUGCUGCAGCGGAUGGAGCAUAGCAAGAAGUAUCCUGGCUUCCUGCUCAACAACUUCCACAACCUGCUGCGCUUCUGGCAGCAGCAUUACCUGCACAAGGACAAGGACAGCACCUGCCUGGAGAAUAGCUCCUGCAUCAGCUUCUCAUACUGGAAGGAGACAGUGUCCAUCCUGUUGAACCCGGACCGCCAGUCACCCUCUGCCCUUGUCAGCUACAUCGAGGAGCCCUACAUGGACAUAGACAGGGAUUUCACUGAGGAGUGACCCUGGGCCAGGCCUCAGGAGGCUGCUGGGCUGGGGCCAGUGUGGGUGAGCAUGGGUACACGUGCCACACACCCUGUCCUGUUCCCACCCCCUCACUCCCACCUCCCUGCUGCUCUCUGCCUGCCCCAGGUCUAAAGGUACAGGCUUGGUGGGAGGGAGAGUCCUAGAAGCUCUUGGCCCCUGGGCCUGAGGGCCCCAGUUCAUUAGGGAGACUCAGUUCCCUCUUGAUCCCCAUGAUGAGGACAGGGACACCAUGCCCACCCACCCUUCAGGGCCCUGGCCCACCCAGAGUUAGGGAGACUCCUAAAAAUAGCUCUGUCUGAGCUCCUGCCCAGUCUCUUGUCUGUCAGUCCUGGGGUGGGGAGGAAGAUAUGGGCGCCCCCCCGUCUGUGAGCUGAGCCUCCCCUGUCCCUGGCCUUUGGACCCAGGCAAAGGCUUCUGAGCCCUGGGCAGAGGUGGGGCUACCAGAGAGAGAAUGCUGCCUUCCCGCAAGCCUGCCCAUCUGUUCCUCCCUCCCUUGUUUUCCUUUAGCUCCUCUGGUUCUGUUUGCUCAUUGGCCGCUGUGUUCUUCCCAAGGGGUUACCCCAGAAGUGGGGGGCCUUUUCCCUCCAUCCCUUGGGGCACAGGGUGGCUGUGCCUGCCCUAGGCAGCAUCUCCUGCCUGAGCCCAGACACAGGAGCCUGGCUGGGAGCUCACUCUCAGCCCCUCCUUGUGUUGCCAAUUUAUUAACAACAAAUAAACCAAUUAAAUGGA